Messenger RNA from Acomys russatus (golden spiny mouse), 2410 nucleotides. It is a transcript of the gene F11, whose product is annotated as coagulation factor XI. Gene Ontology annotation, biological process: proteolysis. The transcript is spliced from 15 exons. Bases 165 to 2042 code for a protein of 625 amino acids. The record is from RefSeq and is a predicted model, not a curated record. Lineage: Eukaryota; Metazoa; Chordata; Mammalia; Rodentia; Muridae. Gene Ontology annotation, cellular component: extracellular region. Gene Ontology annotation, molecular function: serine-type endopeptidase activity; protein binding.
GUGCACACUGCAAAGACGGGAUGUCACAUGACAAAGGAAAGUAGAAUAAGUAAACAUUUAAGUAACAGUGUCCUAAACAAGUUCAUGUGGAGAAGAACAAGGCUAUAGAGUGGAAAGAAAACCUCACCGAGGGCUGCAGCAAAGGCAAAGAAGGUAUCUGCAGGAUGCUCUCAGUACAUCAUGUGGUAUAUUUUAUCUUUUUUGCCUCAGUUUCUAGUGAGUGUGUCACUAAGAUCUUCAAAGACACCUGCUUUCAAGGAGGUGACAUAAGUACCGUUUUCACACCGAGUGCCAAGUACUGCCAACUGGUCUGCACCCACCACCCGCGGUGUUUACUCUUCACAUUCAUGGCUGAGGCAUCUUCUGACGAUCCUACCAAAUGGUUUGCUUGCAUCCUGAAGGACAGUGUCACAAAAACACUGCCAAUGGUCAAUAUGACAGGAGCGGUUUCCGGAUAUUCUUUCAAGCAAUGCCCUCAGCAAUUAAGUGCUUGUAGCAAAGAUGUGUACGUGGGACUAGACAUGAAGGGCAUGAACUAUAACAGCUCUGUUGUGAAGAACGCUCAGGAGUGCCAAGAGAGAUGCACAAACGAUGUCCACUGCCACUUUUUCACAUACGCAACAGGACACUUUCCCAGUGUGGAGCAUCGUAAAACAUGUCUUUUGAAGUACACUCAAACGGGGACACCAGCCACAAUCACAAAGCUCGAUAACGUGGUAUCUGGAUUUUCACUGAAGCCCUGCGGACUCUCUAACUUGGCUUGCAUUAGGGACAUUUUCCCUGACACAGUGCUUGGAGACCUUAACGUUGACAGUGUGUUGGCCCCAGAUGCCUUUGUCUGUCGCCGCAUUUGUACUCACCACCCCACUUGUUUGUUUUUUACGUUCUUUUCCCAAGAGUGGCCAAAAGAGUCUCAGAGACACCUUUGUCUCCUUAAAACAUCUGAAAGUGGAUUACCAAGCACUCGCAUUACGAGGAGCAAUGCCCUUUCUGGCUUCAGUCUCCAGCACUGCAGGCACAGUACCCCAGUAUUCUGUCAUCCGUCCUUUUACAACGACACUGAUUUCUUGGGAGAAGAAUUGGACAUCAUUGAUGUGAGAGGCCAAGAAAACUGCCAGAAAAUGUGCACCAAUGCUGUUCGCUGCCAGUUUUUUACCUAUUACCCGUCUCGAGGAUCUCGCAAUGAAAAGAAGGGAAGAUGUUACUUAAAACUUUCUUCAAAUGGAUCUCCAACUAGAAUACUUCAUGGGAUGGGAGGCAUCUCUGGGUACACACUGAGGUUGUGCAAAAUGGAUAAUGUGUGCACAGUCAAAAUCAAGCCCAGGGUUGUGGGAGGAACUGUGUCUGCUCACGGUGAGUGGCCAUGGCAGGUGACAGUGUACACCACCUCGCCCACCCAGGAACACCUGUGUGGAGGCUCCAUUAUUGGAAACCAGUGGAUACUGACCGCGGCUCAUUGUUUCCCUGGGGUAGCGACGUCUAAACAUCUGCGUGUCUAUGGUGGCAUUGUAAAUCAAUCAGAAAUAAAUGAAGAUACUCCUUUCUUCAGGGUUCAAGAAAUGAUAGUUCAUGAUCAAUAUAAGAUGGCAGAAAGUGGGCAUGACAUUGCCCUGCUGAAACUGGAAUCCACCAUGAAUUACACAGAUUCCCAGCGACCGAUAUGCCUACCUUCCAAAGGAGAUAGAAACGUACUGUACACAGAAUGCUGGGUCACCGGAUGGGGGUACACAGGAUCGAGAAAUGAAAUACAAAGUACUCUCCAGAAAGUCAAGGUACCCUUGGUGUCUAAUGAAGAAUGUCAGUCAAGAUACAGAAGGCAUAAGAUAACUGACAAGAUGAUCUGUGCUGGAUAUAAAGAAGGGGGGAAGGAUGCAUGCAAGGGAGACUCUGGAGGGCCGCUGUCUUGCAGACACAAUGGGGUCUGGCACCUGGUGGGCAUCACAAGCUGGGGUGAAAACUGUGGUCAAAGAGAGAGGCCAGGCGUCUACACCAAUGUGGCCAAGUAUGUGGACUGGAUUUUGAAGACAACUCAAACAGUAUGAAUGAGCUCAAUACGUGUCAUUUGGUGGCCCUGGAAGAUAAGUCCGUAGAAGAGGGCUUGAUGUCACCGACGAAGACACUGGGAUGUUGUAUCUUCCACUAUAAGCAAAGUGAAGGGGCUUGGUGUAUGUAAUAAAAUACAGAAAAGGGAAAACCCUAUCAUUUUCAGAAUUCCUGAUCUGUGGGGAAUCAGAGGUUGUUUUCUACAUCUGGCUACAACUCAAUGAAACAAAUACAGCGAGGUGAUUUUUAAAAAAAAUAAAAGUAUAUAUAGCAGACAUACCAAGAAAGUAUCAAGUAGUGGUGCUGUUUGCCCUUUUUAGUCUCUGUGACAAAUACCUGAAGUAUUUCAUGGGAGGAGAAACUUCUU